Molecule: messenger RNA, 1425 nt
Organism: Entamoeba dispar SAW760
Lineage: Eukaryota; Evosea; Mastigamoebida; Endamoebidae
Exons: 6
Coding region: 1-1425 (474 amino acids)
Source: RefSeq, a predicted model, not a curated record
AUGAAAACUACAAUUAAUUAUCCUACUACUGUUAUUUCUGAAAAAGAUUAUGAAUAUACAAUUAAAUUAUUAUUUGUUGGUGAUAUUUCUACUUUUUAUCAAAGAAAAUCUUUAUUAUGGCAAACUUAUAAAAGAGAUUUAAAUUCUCAAGACUUAUCUGAUUUUCCUCUUCAAAUUUCAUCUUCAAUUGAAAUUAAUGGUAGAAUAGGUAAAAUUGUAUUUACUUCUUAUAAUAAUUUUAUUGGAAGAGAAACAAGUUAUUUUCCUUUUAAAGGAAUUCAUAUUUUAUGUGUUGUUUUUGAUUUUUCAAAUGAUUCAAUUAAAAAUAUUGGUAAUUGGAUAGAAGAAGGAAAAAGAUUUAGUGGUAAUAGAAAAAUGUAUACAUUAAUUAUUGGUCUUUAUGAUAAUUUAUCAAAUUCAACUAAUAUACCAACUGAAGUAUCUGAUAUUCUUCUUAAAGAUAAUACUAUUGAAUUUUAUUCUUAUAAUAAAUUAACAACAUUAAAUUUAUUUAAUAAACUUGAACAAUAUUAUAUAAAAAUUAGAUCAAAUGAUUUAACAGAUGAUGUAAUUGAUAAACAAAUUGCAAAAGAAAAAGAAUAUAAACAAAGAAGAACAAUUUCACAAACUGGUAUUUUAAAUAAAACAUUUUCUUCUUCUCCAAUAAAUCAAGAAGAUAAAAAACGUACACUUAUUAAUUUUAAUAAAUCGGAAAUAAUUAUUACAAUUAAAACUAUCAUUUUAGGUGAUUCUUGUAUUUCUGAUUUUUCUAAAAGAUUAUGUACUGGAUUAUCUAUUGAUUGGAAUACUUCUUUUAAUCUUUAUUCUUUUGAUGAUUAUCCACCAAAAAUACUUCAAAUUGAUAAUAAAAAAACUUUAAAAUUAAGAACAUAUGUUUAUGAUCAUUCAAUUAGAAAAGGUGCAUCAUAUACACCUUAUUUUAAUGUAUUAGGAGUAAUAUUAUGUUUUGAUUAUCAAAAAUCAAAUACAUUUGCAAAUCUUAUGAAUUGGUAUAAUGAAACUUUAAGGUAUUGUAAUCUCAAAUCAACUCAUUAUAUUAUAGUUGGUUUUAAUAAAUCAAAUAAUUCUAUAGUUACUGAUGAUGAUGUUCAAGGUUUUGUAAAUUUCUUUCCAAUGAAUAAAAGACCUCAUGUUUUUUGUUUUGAUGAAUCUAAAACACAUGAAUUUGAUUUAUUAUUUGAAGAGUUUUGUCUUGAAAUUAAUGCAAUGGAAUUUUCACAACCUUAUCUUGAUAAAUGUAAACCACAAAAAGAAGAUAUUCCUAAAAGUCGUUUACAAUCUGGACGUUCUCAAAGAACUUAUUCUUGUGUUCCAUCUCCUCAAUUUAAUUCAAAUGAAUCAUUAACAUUGAUUGAACAUAAACAUACUCAUCAUAAAAAAGAGAAAGAUUGUGUUUUAUUUUAA